Podarcis muralis (Common wall lizard) is the source of this 2100-nucleotide messenger RNA. It is a transcript of the gene EMP3, whose product is annotated as epithelial membrane protein 3 (MAM blood group). The record is from RefSeq and is a predicted model, not a curated record. Gene Ontology annotation, cellular component: plasma membrane. NCBI's taxonomy places the organism in Eukaryota, Metazoa, Chordata, Lepidosauria, Squamata, Lacertidae.
ACAAUUUUCAAGAAGUCGGGCCCCUCCCAAAUGAGCCACCCUUCCCCAACUCCGUUCUUCGGGGCAACUGGCCAGCCACGCGCUCUCUGGUCCCACCCACGUGGACCUUUGCCAAGGGCAGGGCUGGGUGAGCCUGGUGCGAUGUGGAUGAGCUAAACUGGGGAAUUUUGUGUGUUUUUUUAAUCCAAGGAGGGGGCGAAGAGAGGAAACUUCAGGAGCAACAAGAGCAGCAGGAAGCUGCCUCCGUCCUAGACCCUCCAUCAGCACCUCCAGCUUCCAGCUGCCAAGAUGAGUUUCCUUCUCUUCGCAGUCACUGCCCUCCACGUCCUCAUUCUCAUCUUACUCUUCGUCGCCACGUUGGACAAGUCUUGGUGGGUCCUGCCCGACAAGGAAACCGUGAACAUCUGGUAUGAGUGCACACUUAAUAACCACACCAACACCUGGGCCUGCAAAACAGUCGCUGACAGUGCAUGGCUUCAAGCAGUCCAAGCCUUCAUGGUUUUAAGUCUUCUCUUCUCCAGCUUAGCCUUCAUUAUCUUCAUGUGCCAACUCUACACCAUGAAGCGGGGAAGCCUGUUCUACGCCACUGGGAUCUUCCAGAUACUUACAUCUAUCUCCGUGUUCACAGCUGCCGUGAUCUACACCACCCACGUGGAACAGUUCCAGGGUCGCCGACCACCGGGUGGGUCUUUUGGUUACUGUUUUGUGCUGGCGUGGCUGUCCUUUCCUUUGGCUCUCAUCAGUGGAAUCAUUUACAUCCACCUUCGGAAAAAGGAGUGACCAUCAACUGGAUGAUCUCUUCCAUUUGCCUUGGAAGGAGCCCUGUUCUCCUCUGAAUUUAGCUAUGUAUUAACUCUUUGCAGUUUUCAAAGGCAGUUAUAGUACAAAAUCCUAUGCGAUACAUGGAUUGGUCCACUGGGGUUCUGCAUUGUGAGUGUAUCACCCCUUGUUUGCAUGUUAUCAGGUACUUCCACAUAAUACAGCAAGUUUAAGGGGUGUCAUCUUGCAUUUGGCAUUUCCCAGGGCUCUAAUAUUUUUCAGAUUUGGCAAAAAUGGAAAUACACAUUAAAACUCAAACUUGCAAACAUUUCUAGCAUUCUUUUUUCCUUUUAAUCCCCAUUUUUAAAAAUGGAGGGUUGAAUAUGUUUCUUGUGGGUUUUUUAAAAUAAAUAAAAAAAUCAGUGUUCUUUCCACAUUUGCAGCUUGGAAGCUAAAAUAUCAAACAUUGGGGUGGGACCCUAAUAAAUUCAUUGAAAGAACUGAAACCACAAAAAUCGUAGAAAGUAGGACUCAAUCACGUUGUCCAUACAGAACUGUUUGUCAUGAAUUGAAAAAUCUGCAACUCUCUCUUGUUUCUUAACUGCUGGGACAUUAUGCACAGAGCCUGAUGAUAGCAGAGUUUGAAAUAGGUCAUUGAGAUCACCACGAAAAAUGAAUUUCAUCUUCUGAAUUUCAACCAUGAAACAUAAGGGCAUUUUUGCAUGUGAUGUUAAAUCAUGUAUUUUUAGGUUUUCACCUAAGACAUUUUAAGCGACAGCCUAAAAAUGCGAGGUGUGAUUUGGACAAAACCAUUUGCUAAUACUUGCAAAAUACCUGUCCACUGUUCAGGGAGUCACAAGUGAUUAUAACUCCCCCUUGAGUCAACCUUCAGUAACAAACCCCCAUUUUUCUGCAGAAUGUGUUAAAAUGACCCUGGUGAGAACUCAGAUAGCAUCACUUUCCUCUUCCCCUCCAGCCAGUAACUACCAGUCUGAGGUUAUACUCUGUACUUUCCCCCAAAACAGCAUAGGGUGGGCGAUCUAAGCUAAUCAUAUCCACCAUACUUCUAAAGCUGGGAGGAUUAAUCCUGCCUUCUUGCCCCAUAGCAAUUACGCACAAAAUAUUUGGAAAACAUGGGAAAGAUUUUGCUUCUCCAGUAGCCUUACCAAGCAGCCUGCUUGCAAGUUAUUAAAAACGGGUUCCUUCCAAUGCUAUUUCUGUAACAGUAUUAUAUAUGUGCUGGCUCCCCCAAAGUCCCCUUUCACCUUCUUGACCUGGCCUUUUAAUAUUUUAUACGCAUUUUAAGAAUAAAAGAAAACCUAAUAAACAAAAUUCAGCAGA